Molecule: messenger RNA, 2913 nt
Organism: Lineus longissimus
Lineage: Eukaryota; Metazoa; Nemertea; Pilidiophora; Heteronemertea; Lineidae
Exons: 20
Coding region: 1-2793 (930 amino acids)
Source: RefSeq, a predicted model, not a curated record
AUGGCGGACGAAUUCUCAAAGUUUUGGAAAUUUGACAAGAUAUUUGCAAAUGUUGCCCUUUUUAGUGCAUUGAUCUUGAUAACAAUUGCACCUGGCAUCGAUUCUGCCCUAAAGGAUCUACCACCUCAAGUUUUAUUGAGGCACAUCAAAUCAUCCAGGCAUCUACCAAUCUGUGUUUUGUUCAGAGGAGAUGAAAAGGAAAAAGAAACAACCUUAGAACAGAAGCUCACAAAAUUCUGGGGAAAAAGAAAUAACACUGAUUCAUAUCAUUCCUGGCAAAUAGGUUCCUUUAAUUCCAAAAAGUUUGUGCUUCCACAAAUACCGUCCAGUCUUCCAAUUGUGAGAUGCUAUCUUGGUUAUGCCUCGCCGUUCGACUACACUGGAAAACCACUGCUAAAGUCAUUCCAGAGAUGGUUUGGAAAAUUAAUGAAGGUUUAUGGCAACCAGCUCAAAGAAGCCAGUGUUUCAUUAUUUGAACAAAAGCUUUCUACAAAUAAAUUAACCCUGGUUGGUUUCCCGGGACCUGAUCAGCACUAUGAAGUGGAGGAAAUCUUCUACGAAGUCAGAAAUCAAUGGGAGAAUGAUAUUGAAGUCCUGCUGGUGCAUCCACAUUCUCCUGAAGUCAAAGACUUGAUGAAGUUGUUCAUUUUGAGGCACCAGCCUGCUGUGAUAUUUGUCAAGGGGAAAGAUGAGGGAGGGUUCACCAUAGUUAAGAAACUACUGCAACAUGACGUGUCCAAGCUGAAAAUGAACAUGAUCGUUGCAGCCAAUCUAGUCCAAGCAGAGCAUUUCAAUCAGGUCACAUUUGAUGAGAAAGUCACCAACCCAUACAGAAAGUAUGUACCAGUUUUGAUCUACAUGUACACAUUCUGGACUCCGCAUGCUGUGAGUUAUCUGACCAUGUACCAACGUGCUGUUGCUCACCUGAAGAAUACUGGUAUCCAACUUCGCUUUGGUGUCAUCGAUGCAUAUGAAGAACAAAAUAUUCUCAACAAAUAUUUCGAUGACACUUAUGCCGCUGAGUUACCCCUGCUCAUCCUCUACUAUCCAAUCAGGAUGGCGCAUAACAAGAACAUAGUCAAGGAACUCAAGAAAGUGAUUGUCUCUGGGAAGAGGCCAUCAUCAACUACUGUCUCCGAGAUGUUAAAGUCCUCUGGUUUAAACUUCACCAAUAUUGCUGGGAAAGAUUUUGUCUUUGAGGAGGAGGAAUGCCAAGUAUCACUGGAGGUCUCCGCACUGUAUGAGGGGCCGCAUGGAACUAUGUGUUCAGUUACAUCCCACAAUGAAACAGAAAAUUACCCUGCUCCUCCGGUCAUCUGGCGGUUACCUCCAAAAAAGAUCCGAAAGAAAACUGAGAAGAAAUGGGAUGAUUGGCAUACACUUCAUGGUACAGAGAAGUUAGAGAAGAAGCUGAGGAAGUUGGAUGGCAUCCCCGUUGUUACCGACGCGACCUGGAAAGAGGUCAUAGAACAGUCACACGCUCCUUUUCACCCGUUCGUCUCCAACAGCAAGUGGGCGGGUGAGGUCACCAAAACAAACCUUGUUGUCUUCAUCAUGGCGGACUGUGGCAGUUGUCGGAGGAACAUGGACACUUUCAAAAGACUUCAUCAGUCCGUGAGCUUCAUCACUGGUGGCUCUAUGUACAUCAUGAACUGUACCAGAGACCAAAUAUUUUGUGAACAGAAUGGAGUGACAGGCUUCCCCACGAUACAGGCGUUUAGAGGGCUGGGGUGGUUGACAGGUGAACGGUGUGUCUCCACCAAGGCAGCUGCAGAACCCCAGUAUGUUCGACUGGAUUACCACGGUGUGAUUCAGGUCAGUAACAUCAUGGAAUGGUUUUCAACUGUUGCCUCCCCAGCUGUAUCUAAUGUCGGCUUCAAGGAUCACAGUCUUGAUAAGGCUGAUGUGCAGUUGCUGGCCACUUUGACGCCUAAAGCCUCCAACCUGCUCCCAUAUAUCCCAAAGUCAAAGCUGGGGACAGAAUUCUUCUAUCCGUAUGAGUGCUUCCGUCUGGCUUGCGAGCGUCUGUUUGGCCGUGUCUCUUGUAAAUCUCGAUACAGCCUGGACAUCUCCAUGACAGAGUUUGAGGAUGAGGAUCAAGACAUGGUUGUAACGGAGGUGGUGAUGGAGCGGGCUGAUGGUGUUUCUGCAAAGGUGACAGAAUUAAUGAAGCCGUUGAUGAAGACAAUGCAAGAUGAAGUUGAUUCAGCCAUUCAUCAGUUCCACAAACCACACAGAUACAAUCUGAACCCUGUCCAGCGAUGUGAAGAUGACCAUGCCUUCUGUACUGACGUCAUCACCGAGUUCUCCCUGGACCAUGGGAGGCUUGCUGUCCAGCACAUGAAUGAAGCUUAUUUUCACAUGGGAAAGGGAAAUCUUCUAGUACCAGAGGAGUUGCCGGCACUGGUUGCUCUUGUUCACACAGCUAAUGUUACACAGGAGGCUAGUUUAAUGAAGACCCUUACUGAUGUUGCCUUGAGUUUUUACAAUGACAUCUCCAUAGUGACAUUAGAUGUGGACCAGUACCCAUCAUGGGUGGGUCAGUUUGUACCAAAGGAUUUCAGAAAGAUUGCCAGUUAUCAGACAGACAUCCCAGAACUUUACCACUACCCAAGAUUAUGCAUCAUCAGAUGGGACGACCACCAUCACGCUGCGUUCUAUCCAAGUAUUAACAUCACAUCGAUGCAACCCGAGUCGUUACCAUAUGAUUACACACAGGAGGAAAUCAUACACUUUAUACGGCAAUUUUUAAAGAAACCUGACGAGAGCAUGAUAGAAACAGAGACAUUUUAACUCUUGAGAUGAGGAAAGUUAUCAUUGUGUUACUGGGGGGGGGGGGGGGGGGUCCCGCAAUAUGAUUACGUAUUUUGAUUGUUAUAUCAAACUAGUCUUAUAAUUGUGUAGAGACAAUCA